This is a messenger RNA of Octopus sinensis (East Asian common octopus), 740 nucleotides long. RefSeq lists its product as uncharacterized. The coding region runs from base 18 to 590 and encodes 190 amino acids. Gene Ontology annotation, molecular function: G protein-coupled receptor activity. NCBI's taxonomy places the organism in Eukaryota, Metazoa, Mollusca, Cephalopoda, Octopoda, Octopodidae. The transcript has 9 exons. Gene Ontology annotation, cellular component: membrane. The record is from RefSeq and is a predicted model, not a curated record.
AGAACAUAUCAAGAGCCAUGGAGCAUGACCUUUCAACCGUGACGGGAACAUUUAGAGUUGAAGACUGUGGCUCAAACAGAAAUAAAAUAUUUGCUAUUUACUGUAUAGUAUUUAGCGAAAUGACUGAAAGUCAACUGCGGCGCAAUAUCUCCCAAGUUUUGAACAAUUUCCAGGAAUUGCUUAACUUAGGAGUUAAGAAAAGCCACAUGAAAUUCAUUGAUGAAAUGGUUUGUGAUGAAAGCACAACAUCAACUAACAAUCGAGCUUUCUCUUGGCCAAUGACAAAAAUAGGAACUACUGCGGAGAUCCCAUGUCAUGGAAAUGUAGCCACCAGGCAUUGUUCUUCCAGAACGAUGGGGCAUCCAGAAAUGGCAUCAAGUCAAAACCUGUCAUCACAAAAGUGUUCACCGUUUACUGGUAUCUGGCAAGAACCAGACAUGUCUCAAUGUUACAAUGCAGAACAGAGCAAAGGCAUUGAUGAUGGCUGGACCAAAUCCUUCGCAUUUCGUUUGAUUUUAAAAUCUUUCAACGAAUAUAAAAAACCUGCUGAGAACAUAUCAAGAGCCAUGGAGCAUGAGUUUUUAACGUGACUGGAAAAUUCCGAGUUGAAUAUCCUGGUGUUCAAAGUCAACUGCGGCGCAAUAUCUCCCAAGUUUUGAACAAUUCCAGGCAUUGCUCAACAUGAAUUUGCUUGAUGAAAGUUCAAGUACUGGUAAUGGAACAGAGGAUAGAACAGCAGA